GCGGGACCAACUCGCAGACUUUCCGAAAAUGACCCCACUGCCCCGUGUUGAUAUUGAUCAGCCCAAGUAUGACCAGAGCACCUACGUGGGCAGGGCCAAGCAUUUCUUGCUGGUCACCAAUCCGCUCAAUGUGCUGGCCACCAACACGAAACUGGAGCAGGCCCGCCAGAUUGUGCUAAAGUACAGGGCCGGCAAGGAGGUGCCCGAGUGCCGAUCCAUUGAGGAUGUGUGGAAAGCAAAGUACCUGUACGACUCGGCCUUCCACCCGGAGACGGGAGACAAGCAAAUCAUAAUUGGCCGCAUGUCGGCUCAAAUGCCCAUGAACAUGCUCAUCACUGGCGGCAUGAUGGCUUUCUACAAGAGCACAGGCGCCGUUGUCUUCUGGCAGUGGAUGAAUCAAACCUUCAACGCCAUUGUCAAUUACACAAACCGCUCGGGCACUUCGCCCCUUAGCAACUCGCAACUAUUGACCUCGUACUGCCUGGCCACCGGCGGAGCCCUGGCCACGGCGCUCUCCCUCAACCGGGCCGUGAAGAACAUGAAUCCACUGGUGGGCCGCAUGGUGCCGCUUGUGGCUGUUGCAGCCGCCAACUGCAUAAACAUUCCGUGCAUGCGUAUGCAGGAGAUUCGCAACGGAGUCGUGUUGCUGGACGAGAAGAACGUCGAGGUGGGCGUGUCCCAGAAGGCCGCUUGUGUUGGCAUAUCGGCGGUAAUAGUAAGUCGAAUUUGCAUGGCCCUUCCAGGAAUGACUCUGACUCCAAUGCUCAUGAACGCGCUUGAGCGAAGGGGAUUUUUAGCCAAAUACCCGAAAUCAAAUGCUCCUAUCCAAACGCUGUUCUGCGGCUUCGUCCUCAUCUUUGCCACACCUCUGGGCUGUGCGUUCUUCAAGCAGCGGGCUGCCAUCAAGGUGGCAAGCUUGGAAUCCGAGGUGCGAGAAAAUAUUGAGAAGAAACGUCCUGAACUAGACACCGUGUGGUACAACAAGGGCUUGUAAGCCGGCAAACUACGAGCUUAAAGAAGACAAUAUCUUGAUUAAGACUUUUUAUUUAAUUACUCAUUGUGCAUUUAGCAGGCAUUUUUACGGUCAUAUAAGGGAUCAUUUCUUCGCACAGCGUUUAACUUUACGUAGCCAUGCAUUUAUGUAUGUAGUUUGUUUUACUCGUAAUAUUACUACUCCUCAUUCUUAGUAUACCUACGAAACCCACAAUGAUACUCCUGAAUUGAUGUUGUCUGU
Messenger RNA from Drosophila guanche, 1234 nucleotides. RefSeq names its product sideroflexin-1-3 (gene Sfxn1-3). The transcript is spliced from 5 exons. NCBI's taxonomy places the organism in Eukaryota, Metazoa, Arthropoda, Insecta, Diptera, Drosophilidae. Bases 29 to 994 code for a protein of 321 amino acids. Gene Ontology annotation, biological process: serine import into mitochondrion; monoatomic ion transport. Gene Ontology annotation, molecular function: monoatomic ion transmembrane transporter activity. The record is from RefSeq and is a predicted model, not a curated record. Gene Ontology annotation, cellular component: mitochondrial inner membrane.